Molecule: messenger RNA, 1727 nt
Organism: Apis cerana (Asiatic honeybee)
Lineage: Eukaryota; Metazoa; Arthropoda; Insecta; Hymenoptera; Apidae
Product: pentatricopeptide repeat-containing protein 2, mitochondrial
Biological process (GO): regulation of mRNA processing; mitochondrion organization; multicellular organism development
Cellular component (GO): mitochondrion
Molecular function (GO): RNA binding
Source: RefSeq, a predicted model, not a curated record
AUUAUUUCGAAUUGAAUUAUUUUAUAAUUUAAAAGAAAAUAUUAUAUUUUAAAAAUAUUAUAUUUAAAAAAAAAAUUAUAAUAACGUAAUUCUUUUUAAUUAAAUAUAUAUAUUAUAUAUAAUUAAUUAUAUAUUUUAUUAUUUAUUAUUUAAUUUUAAUGUAAAAAAUAAAAUAGCGCAAGAAAAUAAAAUAAUUUUAAAAAAAUAAAAAUCAUGUAAUAUUUAUAAAAGAAAAAUAAAAUAUAUUUUAAUUAUACAUUUGAUUAUAUUGUAUAACUGGAAGCCAUGUGGUUAUCAUUUCCGCUGUAGUUUUUACGGUCGUGAGUGUUCGAUUAAGAUAAUCGCAUUGAAAUAUAUAUUAUAUAAAAUAAAUAUUUAUUCAUUCUCUAAAUCAUGGCAAUCAAUAUAAGAGGACUUUUUAAUCUGAAUAUUUCGCAAACAAAAAAUUUGUUUUUCAAAUCUAAUUUUUUAAAAGUUGGUAUUCGAUGCUUAUACACGGAACAAGAUUUGGGUAUAACAAUGUAUGAAAAUUCGAGAUUCAUAUUUCGAAAUCAAUUUAUGACAAUAGAAAAUACUUUUCGUGAGAGAAUGAAAGAAAUUUGUGAAAAAGAUGAUGGAAUAAUAUUUACAGAAGAUUUAAAAGCAAUGAUUCAUUUAGUACAACCUAAUGAACAAGAUAUGACUUUAUUAACUAAUAUGUUAAAAAAAUAUAUUCAGAAACACGAAGAAAAUAAAAUUGGAUCAUUUGUGUUUGGACCAGUAGUAAUGAGGAUGUUUUAUCAUUUGAAUCAACCAGAAUAUGCUUUACAAGCAUUUGAGAAUGAAUAUUUAAGGAAUAGUUUUAAUUAUCGUUCAUCAUUUCGUACCUUAAUGUGUUUAUUAUAUAAAAAUAAUAUGUUCAAAGAAAUGAAAAAUGUAUAUGAUAAAGUAUUAAAUAGUAAUGGUAUAAAUUUCAUUGGCAAUAAUAAUGUUUUAAUGUAUGCUGCAUGUCUAAAGGAGAAUACUCCAGAAGCAUUGAAAUAUGCUUUAGCUCAUUGGAAGAAACAAUUUGAAAUAAUGAGACCUUCAGGAAGAAGUUAUGCAUUAAUAUCAUAUUUAGCAAUAAAAAAUAAUGCACCUGAAUUAGCAUUAGAUAUAUUGAGUACAAUUCAAAGAGACAGAAUUAUGAGUAUAAGAAGUCUCAAAAUAUUGGCAUAUAUGAAUCUGGAAAGAUAUUUACAAAUAAUUCCUAUUUUAAAACAAAUAAUGGAAAAUAAUACGAAUCACAAUCAUAAAUAUUCAAUUUUUGCAGAUGUGAUAUAUGAAUUGGAAGAAAAAUUGAAAGCAAUUGAUAUAGAAGAAUCCGUUCAAUUACUCGAUUUAAUAAAACAAGCCAAACAACUUGAAUUUAUUCAAACAACAAUAACUUUGGAAGAAUUUCUACUACAACCUAUAAUGAAUAGAAGGAAAUUCAAAUUUCAGAAUUCUGAAAGAAAAUUUAAAAAUCAAGAACCCUUUAAUCAAGAACGAAUGUACGGGACAAGAAAUGAAUUACAAAAUUAUUUAUGAUUUUUUUUACAAUUUUCUCAUUAAAAAGAAUAAUUUCGUUAAACAAUACUUUCCAUUUUGCAAUGAAGUUGUAUUAUUAUCUAUAAUAAACAAAUAUAUUAUCUAUAUGUCAUGUAGCAAUUAUAUAGGAAGUAAUUAUAAAAUAAAAUAAACUUAAAAAAUCAUAAAAAAUUGUAAAA